GCUCGGGACCAGUAGAUGGCAACCACCCAUUGCAGUGCCAAAGAUUCUCUCCUUACAACAGCAUCUGCUCACAUUUCCACAAUGAGGGAAAGGAAGACAACAGAUCCACUUCAUUCGUCCACAGAUCUGAGUGAAGGGAAGGAGAAGUUAAGACUGAAACAAGAGGUCGGCCUGAUUAGCAGCGUGUCAUUAAUUGCAGGCACCAUGAUAGGCUCGGGGAUCUUUAUGUCCCCUGAGUGGGUACUACAUCACAUGGGGAACCCUGCCAGCAGCCUGCUGAUCUGGGCAGCAUGUGGUCUCCUGGCCAUGUUUGGAGCCUUGUCGUACGCUGAGCUUGGAACAAUAAUUAAAGAGUCUGGAGGAGAAUAUAUUUACAUUUUGAGGAUUUUUGGUUCCUUUCCUGCUUUCCUUUUCGCCUACACUUCUGUCAUCCUGGUGAGACCAGCUGGUUUGGCAGCUGUCUGUCUGAGCUUUGCUGAAUAUGCCAUUGCGCCGUUCUACCCAGGAUGCUCAUCUCCGCAGGUUGCCGUCAAAUGUACAGCUGCUGCCUGCAUCCUGAUCUUAACUAUCAUCAACUGUCUCAACGUGAGGCUGGCAACAUCUGUUAUGAACAUUUUUACAGCUGCCAAACUCUUGGCUUUGUUGGUGAUUGUGGUGGGUGGAUUGGUGCUGCUUGCCAAGGGACAAACUCAGAGUUUUCAGAAUGGUUUUCAAGGCACGACUUCAGGUAUUGGGGCAAUUGGAGUGGCAUUUUACCAGGGACUCUGGUCCUAUGAUGGAUGGAACAACCUAAAUUAUGUAACUGAGGAACUGAAGAAGCCUGAGGUGACCCUCCCCAGAGCUCUGAUGAUCGCCAUUCCUUUGGUUACGUGCCUGUAUUUGCUGGUAAACGUGAGCUACUUGGCAGCCAUGACUCCCUCUGAGCUGCUGUCUUCAGGAGCUGUGGCUGUCACCUGGGGGGACAAAGUCCUGGGCAGCUGGGCAUGGCUCAUCUCCCUGUCAGUGGCCCUGUCUACGUUUGGUUCAUCGAAUGGCACGUUCUUCAGUGGAGGCCGUGUGUGCUACAUUGCUGCCAGGGAGGGACAUAUGCCAGACAUUCUGUCCAUGGCUCACGUGCGAUGCCUCAUGCCCUCCCCUGCUCUACUGUUUACGUCUGCAAUGUCUUUAAUAAUGAUAAUAUCAGGAAGCUUUACCAGUAUCGUGAACUUUUUCAGUUUUGUGGCAUGGCUUUUCUAUGGAAUGACUAUUUCUGGGCUCCUGUAUUUAAAAAUCAAGAAACCAGAACUGCCAAGAUCUUACAAGGUCCCAAUUAUCAUCCCCAUAAUUGUGCUGGUGGCAGCUGUGUACCUGGUGUUAGCUCCCAUCAUUGACCAACCCCAAAUAGAGAUCCUCUACAUCGUCCUGUUCAUCUUCAGUGGCAUCAUUUUUUAUUUCCCACUGGUUCGCUUUAAGUACCACCCUCGCUUCUUACAGAGAGCCACUUUACACCUCCAGUUGUUGCUGGAAGUUGCUCCAACUACCAAGGAUGCAAAUUGAGAUAACAUCCUCCCUUCACAUGGCUGGCUACACUUCAUGGUUUAUCCCAGUGCCUGCAUUUUCAAGGCUCAGAAAAUAUUCUUCUGUAAAGAGCAAUGACACGAUUGCGAUGACAUGCGAGUGACACUAAGUGUCCAUGUGAGAUAGACUACAGCUAUGACUCCUCAUGUUUCCCUAAAAUUCUGGGGACAUGUUUUUCUCCUUUUCAGGUCUGCCUUGGCAUUACAUAUAGAUUCCAAAGCAAUAUGUGCUUUUGUAUUUUUCAUCCCAAAAAGGGCUGUUUCUCAGGAUCUUAUCUCAUAUUUCAAGAUAAAAAGCAUCAAAAGAUAGACAAUGAAAUAUUUUUCCUAUAGCAGGCUGGAUGCCAAAGCCAUUCCUGGCAAUGCCUUUAAUUAUUUACACCUAGUUCUGCUCACUGUGACUGCAGAGCUUCUCAAAUCAAUAAAGGAAGGGCUCUCCACAGCCACAAGAAAUAAACUCUUUUUCACUCACAUAUUCACUCUGGGAAGAUUAUGCUUCUUCCAACUCCAAGUGUACAGUGACAACAGUCCUUUCUCUGUCUCAGAAAUCAACCCACAUCUCCCACAGCAAGCCCUCUUACAUGAGACAAGAAGUGCUUUAAAGCUCUGUCAGUUUCCUUAGUUGAGAAUGUGAUUGUUUUUUGGGAUCCAUCCAUUCAUGAUGUGGACACAAGCAGCAUCACUUGAGUACCAACAUUCACCCAUGUGCUUCCUGUGAUCCCCCCGAAGACAAAUAACUUCUUUUGUGACAAAAUGAGGAAAAAACAAAACAACUAAAACCCUAGAGCAUAUGUGCCAGCAAGAUACUCUGACUAGGAAAUAAAGUAACCACAUACUGGGCUACAUUAGGAGAAGUGUGGCCAGCAGAGCAAGGGAACAGUCUGUCUCUUUGGACUCAACACCUGAAAUCAUGCAUCCAUGCUGUUCAAGGGUAGAGUUGUGAAGACCACCUUCUUUGUAAUGGAAACUCAAGAGCAAUGGUUACAAGCUGUGGCUUGAGGUGUUCAGGCUGGAUUUAGAAGACAUGUGCCCCAUGAGGGCAGUGCAGCCUUGAAGCAGUGUGCAGAAAGGUGGUGAGAUCUCAGUUCUUACCUUUCCUACCACAGCCAUUUCCAUCAAUUUUUGUGAUUCUAAAAUCAUAGCACAAAAGUCACAGGCUGUGUUCUCACCCACACUGAAGUCACUGUUGUUUCCCAUUACCCUGAGGUGCAACUGGUUUUUUCCUGCUCUAGGGGAAGGAGAGGUACUAGAAACUGUUUUCUUCACAUUUUUCCAGCUGGUUCCAGGAUGGUACCUGUCCUGUCAGAGACUAAAAGGGUGUAGGAGUUAUUCCCUAAAAUGCCUUGUUAAAGUACUGGAAGUUAACUUUCUGUCAGCAUUCUUCUAUAGAACCUGCUACAAUCCUGCUACCUUUUACCUAACUUGCUGUGAUCCUAGAACACAGGUCACUUGAUCCUCCCUCUUCCAGCCCAUCUCAGAGCUGUGUAUCUGAUUACAAUCUCAUUCUGCAAUGUCACCCCUUCUGUUCCUCUGAGUGGUGAUGUGAGCAGCUACAGGGAUGUGCCAACAGUCUGUUGUUUCUAAGUGUUAGGUAUGAUAAUGGAUAGCCCAGAUGCCACUCAUCCAAAUCCUUAGCUUAAAUAGUAUUUAGGAGGAUUUCCUUCCACUGAUUUUUAGUGGACUUGCCAGCAAAGGCCAAUGAGGGAACAAUUUUUCCUUCUGAAUCUCCUGACAACUUAAAAUUCUUGGGACACAACUCUUAAAGGAGAGGAUGUUCUUAAAAGGACUGAUGCAGUUAGGAGUUCUAGAUUACCUUCCUCACUGCCCCAGGCUCUUCAUCUGAUGUCAGGAAAACUUAAAGAAGCUGCAUCUCAGCUACUUACCUAAAAAUUACAAUAAUACAAUUUCUCUGAUUAUAAUUUUUUUUAAACAAUCUUUUUUCUACCUAUUUAUGAAGCCUGUCACAUGGGGCUGUGCUCUUAUAAAGAACAUGAAAAGACAUAGCACUUUGAAUAAAUGGCCGUUAUGUGUUACUGGUUUGUGUAUGGAUAUAAGGGAACUGAAAAGCUGCAAUUAUCAUACUUUGCACCAAUUUAAUUUUCUAUAGAUAUUAUUGUAACAAGAUGUUCUUUUUUUUAUUUAUUUUGCCUAGGAUUUGCAGGUGUUUGUAAUGCCAAAACAAGAUGCUGAAAGCUCAGAGAAUUGCAAGAUAAUUACAAUAAAAUGGGCAUUACAAUAAAGUGAGUUAAUGUGUCUGUUUCUGUUUUUCAUCCAAGAAAAACAAUUCUGUAGAAAUUUUACUGCAUGAUCAUAAAUAAUCAGCAUCAGGCUUAUCUCUCCUUGGUCAGAAGGUUUAACAACAUGUGUGGGUGUUUAUAUGUGUGUACAUUCAUUUUUCAAAAUGAUUGCUUAUCUCUUCAGCCCCAGGAUAUGUAAAUUGGAAUCUCUUUUUCCUUCAUGAGACAUUUACAAUAGAAGUGCCAGGAAGAGGCAACACAUCCUUACCAUUCAUUCCUGCGGCCCAGUGACAAUGUGACAGUGUUCAGAGUUCUGUACCUGCAGUUUGUACAGGUUAUACUACAAGAUCUUAUUGGUCCUGUCUUUCCAAAGAUCCAGAUCCCUGUGACCUCUGCUUAGACCCUUUCUUCACAGGCUCAAAGGAAAAAUGGACUAUCAGCCUUGACCUCAAGAUAACUGUAAGAUCUCUACUUCACCUCAAGACCCUGAGUAUAAUUGAGUCCCAUCCUUCAGCUGUCAACCUGCAACUACCAGUUGGGAGUUUUACCUUGGUGCACAAAGCUGAAUGUGUUAUGGACUUUUUCCUGACUUCCUCAGAAGCAUCAGAGAUGGAUUACACUUGGGGACAGUAAAGGACAGUCCAGUGUGUGUGAGAACACAGAAAAUCCUUCUUUGGUGAUUUUCUAGUCAGGCAUGCUCAUAUGCCCGAAUUCAAGUGAUUGCCAUAAUUUGUGGUUGAGGACAAAUUUACAAUUGGGUGGGACAGAGCAGAAUUCAUGAUUACUUUAAUUUUUCUCUGUUCAAGAAACACAGUUCGCCCACUUGGACUGACUGGAUUUAUCUGAACAGUUCUCAGCCAGUGCACAGGGUUUGUUGUUUAGUCUCUCCUGCUCUUUGUUGGGACAUAGAGAAUAAAAAAGACCUCACUGGACUCUCUCAGCAAUGUUAACUUGCUCUUCAGGUCAUCACGCUUAGGGGAUCUUCUCUCUUCAGAGAUUGAAUAAAUACAGUCAGCUCUGGGAAUCACAGACCAUUCCAGUGUGGGUUGGAACUCCCCUCUGGAGGUCUCCAGUCCAAUUUCCUUCUUGAAGCAGGACUAUUAUCAUGUAAAGUAGGUUACAUGUGCCUCUGUCUCUUCAUGUCUUGGAAAACACUGAGGAUGGAGAGCCCACCAUCUCUCUGCACUGCUCUCUGAAUAAAGAAAUUUUCCUGAAGUUGAAUCUGAACAUCUCAAGCUGCAGUUUGUGGCUGUUGCCUUUCCCUGUAUCAUCUUCUGCUGCCAAAGUGGUUCCAUCCAUUUUGUAACUCUCUUUCAUGGGCCUGUAGGUUGCUGUUAUGUUGCCUCUUUUUCUUUUUAUCAGACUCAACAAGCCCGACUCAAGAAAUUUCUUCUUGUAGGCAAAGUGCUCUGGACUUGUGCUUGGGAGCUCUGCUGAACUUUCUGCAGUUCCUCUGCUUUCCUUUUGAACUGGGAAGGGGCCAGAAAAUUGAAUGCAAAAUUCCAAGUGUGCCGUCACAGGUGUCAAGUCUAGAAACACUGACAUCCCUUGGUCUGCUUAGGUACCAUUCAUAAUGCAGGCCACUAUGUGUAACCCUUUCAGUCAGUCACUUCAGUCAGUCAGAGAGCUUCAGCUGACACUGUUGAAGGCAAUGGCAAACCCUUACCUUGUACAGUUUGUGCCCUUAUUAGAGACUUUGUCUAGGCUGUGAUAAAUCCAGCAGCAGGAUGACUCAGUCGAGCAGUGCAGGGGGAUCUACAUCUUGCACUUUACCAUUUAUUGAUUAGUUAGUUGGAUAAAGUCAGGGUCUUUGUGUAUGUGACUCAUUCCUCAUGAAGGAGUGCUUGUGCUAAAAAAGGAUGCACACCCACGGUCAUACAAUAAAUGGGUGGUCUUAGGCUUGUGAACUACCAGUGAGAUUAAUGGCUAGUGAAACAGCCCAUCUGUUUUUAAAAUCAUGCUACCAUGGCAUGUUUGUCCUCAGACACAUUGAACCCUAUGGUUUGAGUGUCUGGCAGAUAAAUGAUCAUCUCUUCCUUCUAAAGUCUGGUCAUCAAUUGUUA
This is a messenger RNA of Poecile atricapillus (Black-capped chickadee), 5856 nucleotides long. RefSeq names its product b(0,+)-type amino acid transporter 1-like. Gene Ontology annotation, cellular component: membrane. The coding region runs from base 16 to 1536 and encodes 506 amino acids. Gene Ontology annotation, biological process: amino acid transmembrane transport. NCBI's taxonomy places the organism in Eukaryota, Metazoa, Chordata, Aves, Passeriformes, Paridae. The record is from RefSeq and is a predicted model, not a curated record. The transcript is spliced from 7 exons. Gene Ontology annotation, molecular function: L-amino acid transmembrane transporter activity.